Notechis scutatus (mainland tiger snake) is the source of this 295-nucleotide messenger RNA. The record is from RefSeq and is a predicted model, not a curated record. Lineage: Eukaryota; Metazoa; Chordata; Lepidosauria; Squamata; Elapidae.
CCAUCCGUCACCCAGAAGAGCUGUCCCUGCUGCGGGCGCCGGAAGAGAAGGACAAACGGAAGCAGAAGGAGAAAGAGGAGACCACGGCUCGGAGUUAUGACCUCACCAGCGUCCGGCUGCCAGCAAGUGCAGAGCAACAGACUUUCCGUGGGAUGCCUGCUCACUUUUCGGACAGCGCCGAAACCGAGACUUGCUACCGGAUGCUGUCGGUCAGCCAGACUAGCCUGACUCCCGAGCAGAUCGUCCGAAUGCACCGGCCGGGAUCCCUUGUGGAAAAAACCAAGAUCAAUGGCAG